Molecule: messenger RNA, 7779 nt
Organism: Myxocyprinus asiaticus (Chinese sucker)
Lineage: Eukaryota; Metazoa; Chordata; Actinopteri; Cypriniformes; Catostomidae
Product: telomere-associated protein RIF1-like
Exons: 36
Coding region: 154-7479 (2441 amino acids)
Biological process (GO): telomere maintenance
Cellular component (GO): nucleus
Source: RefSeq, a predicted model, not a curated record
CGCCAGCAUUUUCGCGGGGUGUGAGGAGUGGACAGACAGCACAACGUUUAUCGUUUAUAAACACUGCAAUAAUAAUAAAAAAUCUAAUAUAGAGCUUGUGUUAAUGAUAUCGCCUUCAUUUGAUAGAGUGUCUGCUGCCGUGAGGUUGUGAGGAUGAUGGCAGCAGUGCCUUUAUCCAGUGCCAGCCUCCUUCCUCUUCUGGAGUGUCUGGAGGAUGCUACAGCCGGGCUGUCAGAGCAGACAGAUGCCUACAUCACCAUAGCAAACCAUCUCAAUGGAGGGGAAGGACAACAGUUUCUGCCUGUAGUUGUAAAGCAUUUUGCACGUCUCAGUAAAGUCCUUCUGGUUCACAUCUCCAGUGAGAGUGAGGACCUGUGUCAAGCUGCACUGCAGGCCCUGGGCUUCUGUGUCUUCCACUCUCACAUUGUUUCAGUUAUCCCAGCAAAUGUUUCAGAAGAGAUACUUUCUACGCUUUGUAAUGUUGUGGUAAAUUCCAAAGAAAAAUUUACAUGCACUCGAGCUUUAUGGGUUAUUUCAAAACAGAAUUUCCCUCCAGAGGUGGUGGCCAAAAAGGCCCCAGAGAUUCUCAAGAGCCUGGAGGCCAUGCAAACCAGAGAAGUACAGUCCAUCCUCAUUGAUCACGAGUCGCUCAAUGUUAUCAUAAGAUUGUUGGAGCAGGCUCCCCCUCAGAUGGCUGCUGGAGCCGUGUGCUGGGCCAAGCUGGUUGUUCCUCUGGUGGUUCACUCGGCCCAUAAAGUGCGCUUUCGUGCGGCAGCAGCCCUGGAGCUGGGCAUGCCUCUUCUUCUGGAGAAACAGCAGGAGGUUGCAGCCAUUGUAGAGCCAAUGAUGUCCUCUACUCUCAUCCCUGAAAUGCAGAAACUGUUCGCUUCAAAAAAUGAGAUGAAUAUGCUGAAGUUGUGGCCCUUAUUUGUGAGGCUUCUGGGGAAGUUGCUCCACAAAGGCGGUGCUUUCAUUAACUCAUUGUUAUAUUUAGAGGAGUUAGGUUUCCGCAGCUCCUCUCCCAAUAUUAAGAAGAUUGCCUUCAUAGCUUGGAAGAGCCUUAUUGACAACUUUGCCCUUAAUCCAGAUAUCCUGUGCAGCAACAAGCGUCUGAAGCUUCUCAUGCAGCCCCUCAGCUCCAUCCACGUCAGGAUUGAAGCUCUUUUGCUCACUAAGCUGGAGGUGUGGUGGUAUCUCACGGUCAAGCUUGGGCCCAACCUGGCUGCUAACUUUGAGCAGGUUGGCAUACCGCUGCUGCACAGCACGCUUCCUACUGAUUCUCCACUGCAGUCCCCAGCUACACCCGCUAGAACCCCUAACCCAAGUAAUGGUACACCUAACACACCUAAAUCAGGUAUUCCAUCUUGUAGCACUCCGAACACUACUCCUCGUAUGAAUCUGAACAGCAGUGCGCAAGCAGUGCAGUCCUAUUGCUCCAUUCAGCUACUAGGGCUGGAGAUGCUUCUGCAGUGGCUCUUGGGUCCAGAAGUCACAAGCACUGCUGCCAAAGAAAACCUUCAGCUCAGUCUGGAGCCCCUGACUCACCCACUCCUUACCAGCCCCUCAUCCUUCAGUAGACAUGCCUCUAUCCUCAUUUCAGCAGCCAGAGAUGGCUUCAUUGCUGUGGGAAAACAUGCUCCAGAAGCACUUCUCAAUCUUGUUUGGAGCAGCCUCAUUGGUUUUGUCAGUGCAACAAUAGAAGCUGGUAAUAAGAAGGAGCGGCAGGGUUCAGAGGUCCUCACCUUUCUUCUACAGGCUCUACAGUCCAUCCUGUCCUCAGUUGUUCUGCCUCCUGAGCGUGCUCUGCUUUUGUUGGAAGCCACAGUUAAGGGAAUACCUCCGAAAGUGCUUGGUUCUGCAGCCUAUCAAGUGGCAAACAUGGAUGUGUUGAAUGGUACACCAGCACUUUUUCUAAUACUGCUUUUCUACAACAGUAGCCAGCUCUCAUCAUUUCUUGAAGACGAGAGAUUUUUCACAAGCCUGGAAAUCCUUGUAAGUUGUGGGUUUUGUGGACCGACAUCCCCCCUGGCUUUUGGAGAAGCUGUUUUAGGAGCAAUUAGUGGGAGUGUGGAGGCUGUUAAGAACAAGAAGCAGCUCUGGAGAAUGUGGAGUAUGGUGGUUACCCCUCUGACUGACACCAUCACUCAGACCAAUGAAGUGAAUCAAGGAGAUGCUUUGGAGCACAAUUUCAGCGCCAUUCACAGUGCCUUGAUGUUCCCAGUCAUUCACCUGUUGCCUAGUUCAGCCCUACCUCAAACAACCCAAAAGACCAUGAUCAGUAUGUGGUCCAAGCUUUAUAAGGCUUUUGCCCGCUGCUCGGCUUUGGUAGCCACCGCAGAGGAGAAUGUGUGCUGUGAAGAGCUGUGUGCCAAGAUCUCUGCCUCUCUUUAUGGUGAUGCUCUGAAAAGUCUCUCUAUGUUAGAUGCAAUAGCUAAUGUCUUGCUGAUCAUCACAGAGAGUAUGGACUUCUCUCCUUACACCCCACAGUUCCAGCAGAAGAUGAAAUCUCCUCACACACCCUUGAGUUGGGUACGGAAAAGAAACAAAGCCCUGGGGAAUUUCUCGACCUUCCAUGCUCUCCUGAUGCAGACUCUCGAAGCAUUUCUUGCUUUGGACCUAUCAGAAACAUCUGCAGAGCCCACUAGUGGGCUUUGCUUGACGUUGAUCUCUAUUUUGUCAAUUCUUUUUACUAACAUCACACUGCCCACAUUCAUACAAGAAGUGCUCUCAACCAUCACCAAACCACUCGCAUGUUUUUUUGAACAAUUCUCCAGUUUUGAUGAACAGUCAAAUCACAGUGCAGCACUACUAGGAGCCAAGUUAGAGAAACUGGCUGCAGACCUGCUUGGCUGUCUUCAGACACACUCAACUCUGUAUGACGAUGAGCUGCUUGCUGUGUUGUCGCCCUUGCUUUGUGUGCUUUUCCCACACAAGAGCAAGCAAAUUCGCACUGUGGUCACUCAGUUUUGGAAUGCCACGUUUGGAAAUGUGCUCACAUUGAUUUACCCUGAGGCUCUAAGGGCUGUUUUAAAUCAGGCUAAGGAGAAGACUCCAUUGAUAUUACCUGGAUUUAAAGCUGUUGAUACCCCAGAUGAUUGCAGUGAACCGUAUUUGAUGUUCUCUGGUCAGAGUGAGAGUUCUCAGCUGGACCCUCAGGUCAGUGGUGUAAAGGUGACCUCUGUGGGAAAGAGGAAUUCUCUUUUGUCUAGGGCAGAAAAUCUGAAAGAAAGAAGCUCUGUAACUAAGCCUGUGUCUGUGAAACUGGAUUUUGGAUCCCCCAAGCCUUUGAGGUGUGAAGCUAUUGAGGAGGAGGCAUCAGUGGAUUUUGUUUUUAUUCCACCUGAAACAAAGGAGAGAGUGCUGACUGAGCACCAGAAAGAGGUCAAAAGGACUAAAAGGGCUGCCAUUCCUGCUUUGUACAAUAAUCUGGAUGCCUCCCUUGACACCGCAGACUUUACACAAUACUCUCCAAGUCAGGAGGAAUCCAUGGAAAAAUUUAUAACAGAUGAAAAAGAUCUACUUACGGAAGAAGAUAAGGUUCAGCUGAAGGAGGUUGCCACAAUUGAGGAUCCAACCGCAGACGUUAAAGUAUCCCAAGAUGCCACCAGAUCAGACCUAGAAACACCAGAGAAAGCUAAGAUGCAAUCGCUAUCUAGAGAUGUCUCAGUGGAUGAUGUGAGUGGUCAUGAGAAAAGUGGAUUAGAGGAGACCAGCCCUAAUGUUUCAAGUUCAUCUGAUAUGAUAACAGGUACACCUCCUCAACCCAACAGCAGGCGUCAGUCUUUUAUAACUUUAGAGAAAUAUGUUGAGGGGAAGCCAUCUAGUCCCGCCGGUGUUACGUUUACUGGUCCAUUCACUCGGAAAUCAAAUAGACUGGAUUCUUCAAAGGCAUUGCUGACCAGUCCUAAUUCCUCUUUGGCCUCAGAAACUCAGAUUAUGAAGGAGGACUCUCAAAAGAUUAGCAGUGCUGAGCUAUCCUCUCAAAAUGAGGAAGAACGCAUAGAGGCAAAAGAUGACAUUAAGUCAACAAAUAGUCAUCCUUGUAAAGGCACAGAUGAGGAAGAGAAUGACAUGGUCCCAGAUACCCAGACCCAAGUAUCUAAUGAGAAAGAAAUGUUGGAUAUUAAGAACAGUCCUGUGUUCAAAGCCAAUGUGGAGGACACAAGUUCCAAGGAAUCUGAAAAAGCCUCUCUUGAGGGAGAUUCACAGACUCUUCCUGAUUCUCAAACUGAUAUUAACUCUAGUCAAGAACCAAGAAGGUCAGGCAGACGUCGAAGUCGACCUCUUCGCCCAGGAGAGGAUCCAGUGGCGAGGGAGCUGAAGAGCCAAUCGCCAGAGAAAAAUCAGGUUGCAGAGCUGAAAAAUGCACAGAAGCCCACAUUAGCUCCUACUGCAUCAACAAAUAGCACUUUGCCUGGAAGAAGCAGAAAAAGUAAGAUUCUUGAGGAGAGUAAAGCUGAAGGUGACCAGCUAAAGAAUAAAGGGGUAAAAGGAGAGCUUAGCCAAACUGAUUCACAGAUUUCCUCUGCAGAGUCUUCUAAGGCACUUUCACAGAGAAUAGGUAUGUGUGGGAAUAAAGAAACUGAGUCUUCUCAUGAGAGGUCUCCUGUAACUCGAUCUGAUAGCCAGUCUAAAGAGAGACUGUCACCUCUUAAUGAGCCUGAGAGUCUGUCACCAGGUAGACCUAUGAGGAAGACUAGAAUGAGCAGUGCCAAUCUUGAGGGAUUUAAAGAAAAGAAAGAGGCAGAUGAAAACACCCAGAAUGAUUCUCAAAAUGCAGCAUCCGCUUCGAGAAAGAGAAUUUCACAUCCACCGGUUUCCGAUAUAGAGGCUCAUAGCCAACAAAUUGGCAGGUUACGAAGAACAAGGAGAUCUGCCCCACCGGAAGUAGUAGAGAUGACCAUUUCACAGACCAAAGAUAAGUCAGCAACUUAUGAACAAAAAGGGCAAGAAUUGAGCGAGAGAGACUCCCAAACACUAACAAUGGUAAAGAGCAGAUCUUUAAGAAGGAAAAACACAGAGGAAGAUAUAAGCACUAGUGGAGAUGCCACUUCAACUUUUUCCAUGAAUCCUGAGCAUUCGCAGACCGAGGACUUAAGUGAGACACCAGAUUCCUCUGAAGGACAGGGUAGAUACAGAACUCGAAGAUCGUCUAAAGUUUUGCUGGCCCCUUCUGACAAAACAGAGUCUGAAAACUCUGAUAGCAGGGACAAUGGACCAAGGCCUAAAAAGAGGCCACGGAAUCAACAAACCACUGACAUGCUCAAAGUUCCUGAGAUGGUUCUGGAUAAGGAUGAUGUUAAUGCUCGUUCUGACGUUUCAGUGGAGAUCUCUACGUCACAGAAUGGGCCUGAUCCUGAAACUAGUUUGGAUAUUUCAGUCAGUGACACCAAAGAACUUGAACAAAAAGAUGAGGAAGAGGUCCCUGCAACUGAGAAUGUAGUACAAGAACAGAGUCAAACUGACACCGAAUUAAGAAUGGAAAUGGAUGCAGAUAAAAAGGAUAUGGCCUGUACAUCUAUCAGUCAGAAAGCUGAGGGUGAAGAAACAAAGUCGGCUUUACAGAACAGCUCAUUGGUAACUGAAGAUUUAAAGGUGAAAACAGAAGUUUUGCAUAAAUGCCCACAUACCAGAGGGCAGGGCCGUGGACGUAGACGAUCAAGAAACUGUAACUGCUUUAAAAAUCGCGGCCUGUACUCGCAGGACAUUGACUCACAGGAUCUGAACAAUGAACAGGUUCCACUUGAUAUUAAUGGCCUGACAUCCCAAUCGGAGCAGUCCAGUCCUACAUCUUUACCAGAGGGAGACAAAUGCACUGCAGAUGCAGGUGUUAUCCCAGAUGCUGACAUACCUAAUCAAGUCCCAUCUGAGGUUUUGUCUUCUGAAAGCCCUAUUACAAAGCUUGGUGAUAUUGUUUCUCAGUUGUCUCAUGCAGAGGAAAGAUCAAACCUAAAUUUAUCAAAACCAACGGAUAACUCGAUCAAAGAGCUUGUUGAAGUCCAGGAAGUAAAGAUGGACCAGUUUGAGGAUUUAGGGUGUGGAGGCAGUCAAAAGGACAUAGAGGGAGAGGAUAGUUCAGAAAACGCAUCAGUAAGUCAGGAACCACUUCAGAGUUCAACACCUCAAGACACAUCUCCAAGCAAAGGUCAUCCAGUGGAAGAUGCACCUACAUGUCAAGAGCAGCUGGAGUCUGCCCAUGUCCAGCAAGAGGAUGCAGUUUUGCCUGCAGAUAAGGAAAGUGAAGGCCUUAUGGUUCCAGAGAAAAAGGAGCUCAUAUUGUCAGAAAACUCAAAUAAAGCACAGACGCUUGACAAAUAUGCUCCACUUGUUGAGAAAGAUUGUGAAGACACCCAGAUAUACAACCAAGAUCUUCUUGCUGAUGUACAAGAAAUUGCCUCUGAUUCUCUUAAAGAGUCAUCUGUGCCUUCACAGAGUAGUACCUCUGAAGUCUGCUUAGAUUCUCCACACAAACCUAAACCUUUAGACGCUAUCAGUGGUGAGCUGGAGCCUGGCCAGAGCCCGAGUAGAAGUAGAACUCGUGUAUGGUCGCCAUCUGCCUCUCCAUCCACCAGCAUUCUAAAGAAGGGACAGAAGAGAACGUGUGAUGAGGGUACUCCCUCUCCUCUUUUUAAGUCUCGUCGAGUGUCCUUUGCAACUCCAAUUUACCAUCAAGAAUUAGCUGAUGACAUUGAUCGACGUAGUCCUGUUGUUCGCACCAGCUCACCUAGGUCAAAAGUCUUGAGUGGACAGUCAAAGUAUAUCACUACACCUACGAAAGGCUGUUCAAUCCUUAGCCCACGUAACCUCCGUAGCCCUGGAUUCAAAAGUUCUAAAAAAUGCCUGAUUUCAGAGAUGAGCCAGGAACCACGACCUAUUGCUAAGGAUUGUGUUUUUCCUGCACUGGUUGGCUGCUCUGCUCCUGUAGAGGCUGUUUUACCACAGAUAUCAUCCAACAUGUGGCCUCGUGGCUUUGGUCAACUUGUUCGAGCCAGGAACAUCAAAACAGUUGGAGACCUGAGUGCCCUUACCCCUAAUGAAAUCAAGUCACUUCCUAUCCGUUCACCUAAGCUGUCCAAUGUGAGGAAAGCACUUAAAACUUAUCAUGAACAACAGAGGAAAGGGCGUUCUGAUGAGCUGAAGAGUUUUGAUGAAACGGAAAACAUUACAUCUGAGCAUGAAGAGAUGGAGCUUCCUCAAAGCCACGAUGAGGAGCAUACACCAGGAGAAAUACCAGAGGCUCAAGAUGAUAAACCAUCAGAAGAGGCAGUAGAUUUAGGACAGCUAGCUGAUGAGAGCAAAACGAAAGAUUUGCUAACAGAUGUUGUAGCCCUUGCUGGACGCCUUACUCCAGAGGAACUUAGUCGCUGUUCACCGAACCAGUUGGGCCUGAUGCACGAGCAUCUGAGUGGAAUGAUGAGGAGCAUUGUGACCCAGCUUCAGUCCCGGUUUCUAAGUAAUCUUGAUGACAGCUUGCCAUGAGGACAUUUUCACCUUCAUGAGACAUUUUCCUGAACACAAGAAUUCAUUUUUAACUUGAAGAUUAACCGUGGACUGCUCAUUCCUCAAGUUUUAGUUGAAUUUUAGACUAGGUUAAAUUCUAAUUAUGCUCUCAGAGAAUAGACCGUAAUGGCCAAUAGCCAUUUUCCUUGCUACUUAAGUGUCAAAUACAAGACCAUUAUGAAUUUAAUAGUGAUUUUAAAGACAAAAAUUGUGUCAGGAUGCCACGAAACUUUUUAAUAAGAAUAAAGCUAUAGUAUUAAUGAAAUUUGUCUUUUUCAA